GCAGCAGCCGACGCGGUGAGUGCGUCCUGCAGCAACAGCAGCAGCAGCAGCGGGCGAGCAGCCGUCGUUUUCAGGACGAGCUUUCAGCCUUUUUAGGAGUAAAUCAAGGAAUCCUUCGAAACAUCUCAUAGCCAAACAACGCGGGGAUCCGUGAAUACCGAUGGCUUCAUGUGUAGAUAUCUACGCCUCUCAAAAUUACGCAUCGAGCCCUUGAUGCUGAAAUGUGGUACUGCUGAGGGGAGCAGUUUGAGUGCAUCCCUGUGAAGACACGCAAUCAGACACACACACAUAUUGUGAAGCCUUUUGGAUACAAACGCUUCGCGGGAGACGAUGAGAGGCUGCCUGCUGACUGCUAUCUUUCUGCUGCCCUUGGUGGCCUCAGAGUCCGAGCACUGCAUAAUCAAGCGUGAACAUGAGAAAUGCAUGGAGAGGAUCAUGCUGCACAACCCCGGUGAUGACCUUGAAUUAGUGUGUCCAUGGAUGUGGGAUAACCUGACCUGCUGGCAGGCCGCCAGUGUUGGUGAAGUUGUGGUGGUCAACUGCCCAGAGCUCUUCCAUGACUUCAUGGGCCCUGAUGAUGAGAUGGGGAAGGUCAGUCGAAACUGUACAGAGGACGGCUGGUCUGAACCGUUCCCUCACUAUGUGGACGUGUGCUUCUUCUAUGAUAACACCACAAAACCUGACAUGUACUACGCCUCGGUCAAGGCCCUGUACACAGUUGGCUACAGCACAUCGCUGGUGUCUCUGACUACAGCCAUGGUCAUUCUCUGCAGAUUCAGGAAGCUCCACUGCACCAGGAACUUCAUUCACAUGAACUUGUUUGUGUCUUUCAUCCUGAGAGCCAUCUCAGUCUUCAUCAAGGAUGGUGUGCUGUAUGCUCAGGAGGACAGCGACCACUGCUUCGUACACACCGUGGCGUGUAAAGCAGUGAUGGUCUUCUUCCAUUACUGUGUCAUGUCCAACUAUUUCUGGCUGUUCAUUGAAGGUCUGUAUCUCUUCACUCUGCUGGUGGAGACUUUCUUUCCUGAGAGACGAUACUUCUAUUGGUACACCAUUGUAGGAUGGGGAACUCCCACGAUUUGUGUCACUGUCUGGGCAGUCCUGAGGCUCCACUUUCAUGACACUGGAUGCUGGGAUACAAAUGAGAACACUGCCCUCUGGUGGGUGAUCAAAGGACCAGUUGUGGCCUCCAUUAUGAUCAAUUUUGUCCUCUUCAUUGGCAUAAUCAUCAUUCUGGUCCAGAAACUGCAGUCCCCUGAUAUCGGAGGGAACGAAUCCAGCAUUUACCUCAGCUGUGCUCAGAAAUGCUUCAGUGAGCCCACGCAGGCUGUUCAGCAUUCGUGCAGGAUGUCAGAGUUAUCCACCAUCACACUGCGUCUGGCGCGCUCCACCCUCCUGCUCAUCCCCCUGUUUGGUAUUCACUACACUGUGUUCGCCUUCUCACCCGAAGAUGUCAGCAAGAAGGAGAGACUGGUCUUUGAACUGGGACUGGGAUCCUUCCAGGGCUUUGUUGUAGCUGUCCUCUACUGUUUCCUCAAUGGAGAGGUGCAGUCGGAGAUCAAGAGGAAAUGGCGCAGCUGGACGGUGAACCGAUACUUUGCUGUGGACCUGAAGCAGCAAAGGCACCCUUCGUUGGCCAGCAGUGGCGUGAACGGCGGGACUCAGCUGUCGAUCCUCAGCAAGAGCAGCUCCCAGAUACGCAUGUCCAGCCCGCUGGCGGAGAACGCCAACAUCAGCCUUCCCACCUGAACGUGUGAUUGGCAUGAGUCAGCUUGAAGGUGCCGUUCCACUUAUGUACACCAAGACCAACCAGAACAGACCAAAGUGGCCCAUCACACCUCUUAUAUAUGUAGUUUGGCCUUUAGAAAUGAUCUUAAAGAAUUUGCUGGAGAUUCAUUAGAGGUGCAUAGCUGGCUUUCAUACUUAACAAUUUAAUUUGACUAUACAAUAUAAUUGAAUUAAUUUGAGUAUGUUAGUUGACUCUUUGGUUUGCAAUCUUUUAAGAUUAAUGAUGAACUUAAUAAUCUUACAGACAAAUGAAAUUCCGCUCCAUUGAUUGAAUCACAGGAGAUAUAUGAGAAAUUCCCUAUCAAUUUUUUAUUUUGGAUUUAGCUCCUGUUAUUUUUAUUGUUUUAUUUCCAAGUGAUAUCAGUGUAGAGUUGGAGCCAAAAGCGGUACUACUACUUGUAAAAAUAAACAAAAACAAAACAAAAAAAACAAACAAAAAAAAAAGCAAUGGUUAAACAUCAAAUGUAGGGUCAUAUUUGGCUGUUGGUGUGUAAAGUAGAUGUGCUUCAAAAGUGCCAUACAGGUUGGAUCUGAUCUCAUAACAGUCCAAAGUGAAAUAACAACCAAAAGUUCGCCUUGCUUGUAUAAAUGCGCAUUGUUGAAAUGUUUCAUCUUCAAUAUAAACAUUUUUCUACAAUCAGCCGUAAGUACAGAGUAUGUCAAAAGAUAUAUUUAAAAAAAAACAAAAAAACUCAUGGACUUUGUAAAUAGUUAUUUUUGGUGUCUAGAUCACUAUUUCUUUCUUUUUCAUAAUGCAGUAUUGUAAUGACCUUUUGAACAAAAGGAACUGGAGCCCAAAUCUGUAGACUUCAUCACAUAUCCUGAGGACCCAGAAGAUCCUGCCCUCUGUAUCCUGAACUAUUUGUAUUAAAUAAAAGACACACACACACACACACACACACACACACACACACACACACACACACACACACAAGAACAUAAUCCCAAAAUGAAUGCGCACUGUAGGUCAGUGGUUCCCAACCUAAAGGUCUCAGAAUUUAUCUCACGGGUUGUGAGAUGCCAGAUGCAAGUUCCAUAAGAUGCAGUUCCAUAAGAACAAUAUUUUUCUUCUGUAUAAAAUUACAUAAUUUUUAAUGGUAUUUUUUAAGCUUAUUUUUGCUCUUGUAAAACCGGACAGUUUGACUUCUCGGGGUCUCUUAAAAUCUUCAAAACAAACCAUCUCAGAAAGUAAAAUCAAAUCAUGCUUUUUUUGAAGUGCUCACAGGUUAUAGAAAUUUGCAACCUUUGAUUUUGUAAUGUUUUAAAGGUGCACAUGACAAAAUAGGUUAGGAACCACUGCUAUAAAGGAUAGCACAGGACAUGAGGGAAAACAAAUUUUGAUUAAAAGAAAAAUGAAAAAAGACUUAAAAUCUACACUCUGAGCUGAUUUAUCCUCACAUAUUGUCAGUGUUGAGCCUUUAUUUGCGCUACAGUAGUUUACUCCAGUUCAUUUGUCCUUGUCAGUCAUGUACUUGCAGAUUGUGAACAUAAAGAGUACUUGUGCCAUUUAGAGGAUGCUUUCAUCCAAAGCUCCACAUAGUGCCAUGACUUUAUAUGUACAGGAUUUUAUUGGAGGCAUUUAUUGGAAGAGUAAAACCCUCCACAAGCUCUUAAAUAUGAAGAUGUUUUCUUUUCUCUGAGCCUCAACACAUCUUGCCAUAUUAAAAUGUUCUUCUUUUAAUUUUUUUGAAUGAAUCAUCUCCUACACUCAUAUUCCAAAGUGCCUAGUCAGUCACAAAUAGCUAUCACUUUAUUUACAGUACAACAGAUCUCAAAUCAUUUCAUGCAAAGAAUGUACAGAGUGGUGUGUUUUAUUAGGACUCAUUUUGCAAAAGUGUGCUUUUUUUUAUUAAGAAAAAGUACAUUUUGCUUGUUUAUUUGUGAAAUUCUUCUUUUUCUCUUUUUAAUAUCUUACACAUGAAGUGAAAUGAGUCCUGAUGUGUGUGUUGUUUUUUUUUGUCAGUUUAUCAUGAUGAAUGUGACAAGACUUUAGUAAUAGCUCUCCUUAAUUUAACCUCUUGCAUACAACUACCAUCUCUUCAAGACAAAUAGAAGUCAGCUUUCAUCACCAACGUUGAACACGUAAUCGGCUUAAAAAUAGAAACAAUACUUGUCAUUACAGUCAACACAAAAUGCUUUAAUGUGACAGCUGCUGACAAUCACUGAGCGUUGUGUUGCCUAUUUCCUCUUUCUGUCUUUUUGUUUGUGCAUAAAGAGCUGACAAACGAUGACUGCCCAGUCAUCACAAGAUGAAAUGUGAAAUGGUGCAUGCUAGAGGAUUUAUUCAUAAUAUUCCCUCAAAAUAUGUAUUCAUUGAUGACUUAUUUUUAGUUUAGUUUAUUUUUUGUGCUAUCAUCAGGGUGGAUUAAAAGAAUGUAGUAUCAUUAAACACUGAAUUUAUGUGAAUGUUGAACAGGGAAAGAUGUGUAUUUAUUUUCCAUAAACCAAUUCCAUGUGAAACGACUCCAUGUAAAGUAUAACUACAUGCUUUCUUCUGUGUAAUUUUGUUGUGUACAUGGUGUAUGUUUUCAUUACACCGAAUGACAUUGACUUUUGUGGUCAAAGUGCCAUAAAUGUAGUGCCAUAACUGGUGGCAGUGGGA
This is a messenger RNA of Scatophagus argus, 4390 nucleotides long. Its product is annotated as pituitary adenylate cyclase-activating polypeptide type I receptor-like. Gene Ontology annotation, cellular component: plasma membrane; neuron projection. The record is from RefSeq and is a predicted model, not a curated record. Bases 331 to 1749 code for a protein of 472 amino acids. Lineage: Eukaryota; Metazoa; Chordata; Actinopteri; Scatophagidae. Gene Ontology annotation, molecular function: vasoactive intestinal polypeptide receptor activity; G protein-coupled peptide receptor activity; peptide hormone binding. Gene Ontology annotation, biological process: adenylate cyclase-modulating G protein-coupled receptor signaling pathway; cell surface receptor signaling pathway. The transcript is spliced from 15 exons.